Molecule: messenger RNA, 1338 nt
Organism: Paramecium pentaurelia
Lineage: Eukaryota; Ciliophora; Oligohymenophorea; Peniculida; Parameciidae
Source: the annotation of a GenBank genome assembly
AUGAGUGAAUAAACCAAUCAAAACUUACCAUCUAUUUAACCACUUGAGUUAGAUUUAAAUGACACCCCUAAUCCAAAGUUCACAGAAAAUAGUACAUAAAGAAAGGAAAUUAAAUCUACAGUUUCUUAAGCAGCACUUAACUUAUACAAAUGUUGUAUAGGUUCUGGUAUUUUGGCAGCACCUUAUACUUUCUGUGAAGGAGGUUAUUUACUCACUUCUUUCUGUUACUUUUUGAUCUGUAUCCUCAUGAUCUACUCAUAAUUAGUAUCUAUGCACCUAAUUUGUAGAUGUUAUUGAGAAUUGUGGAUGAAAUCAAUUAACCCAAUUUAGGUUUCUCUGAAAUCACUCGCAUAAUCUUAGGUGAAAAUUACGUAUACUUAAACAAAUUAUUCAUAAUUGUCAUGUAAUGGGGAUGUUGUGCAUCAUAUGUUUUAUUUUUUAUGGAAUUCUUAGAAUAUGCAAUAUACCAUCAUUAAGAUGUAGUAUUUUCUCAUCAAUUAAUCUAUUUAUCAAUUGCUAUGUGCAUCAUCAUUCCAUUAGUUUUCAUUAACAACAUGACUUUAUUCACUAAAUUUAGCACAAUUGCAAAUGUAACAUUUAAUAGUAAUCAAGAGUCUUAUCGUAAUUUCUCUAAUUGCCUGUAUUGUUUACUUUAACAUUGAACUUGUCAAGGAGGUCAAUUAUAAUGAUAUUCCAGUUGCUAGAUUUAGCAAUCUCCCAUUAGUUAUAGGAGUGGCUCUUUUUUCUUUUGAGGCCAUAGGAACACUAUUGGAUGUCAGAAAAUCAAUGUAGGAACCAGUAAAAUUCCCAAAAAUAAUGACUUUGGUGUUUUCUGGUUGUACAAUGUAAUUCUGGAUUUUUGGACUUCUUGGAUCAUUAAGUUAUGGAGAUACAACAAAUGAAAUUAUAUUGUUCUCUUUGGGAGAUGGUGCUGAGGCAUUUCAAAUUCUCUAUGCUAUUGCUUUGAUAAUUACUUUGCCUUUAUAAUUAUUGCCAGCUUUUCACUUGAUUGAAAGGAUUAAAAUUGCAAAGAACUUUACUCAAGAAGGAACUAAAGGUUAUUUAUUUAGAAGAACUAUCUUAAGAUUACUUUAAGUUCUAGCCAUAGCAGGAUUAGCCAUAGGCAUUCCUUAAUUUGCUCUUUUGAUUUCUUUUAUUGGAGGAUUAUGUGGAGCUGUUCUUUAAUUUUUUUUUCCUUUAAUGUUCUAUCUCAAAUGGAAUUGGCGAUAUAAACCAUCAGAAUUGGAAGGCUAAAUUUAUGUUUGUGCAAUGACUUUAGGUUGUAUUCUAGGUUUGGUAGCAGUAGCAGAUUCUAUAUACGAAAUAGCCACUUAGUGA